AUUACGUCAAAAGGAAAAGAUUUAAAAAAAAAACCCCAGAAAAGCGAAAACUACUCUAAUAGCACAGUUGAGGAAACAAAGAAUUCGCGGGGAAAAUGGAAGAAUCAUUGUCAGCUGUCGCGGGUGAUCAGAGAGAUGAAUCAACAGGACAGGAAGUUACGAUGAGGGAACGAGACAUGGAUCAAAAGUCCACGUCUCCAGAGGCUGAAGUAGAAGCCCGUGGACUCGACGGUAGCGAAUCAAGGCCGCUGUUGAACAAAAGCGAUAUCUUGAAAGCAGUAGAGGUAGUUGAGAGAGACUCUCUGGCUAUCGCCGACAGCUUCUCUUCUCUCUUUGCUUCGCUUCGUAUGGCUCUCUCUGAGGUUACUAGCGGCUCGGUUGAUCAUAUGCGAUGCUUUGGUGAUGCAGCUGGGCGCCUUCAAGAAUCUGCCCUCGAUGCAGCGACGAAGGGAAAUCGUUAUAUAAAUUCAUGUCUCAGAUUAAAUGAGGAAAUGAAGGGCAUUGACGCUCUAGCUUCACAGCUAAAAAUUCUGAGGAGGAAUGUAGACGCCCUAGACACGGCUGUGAACAAGCUCUUACGACCGUCAUGAUUCAUGGGGAUGAGCUGCUCAAAGAGGUCUUUGGUUUUUGUCUUAUGUGUUUGUGCAGGACCAAUUUUUACCUUGAACUAUUGGAAUGCCUAAUAUUAAUCAAAGCCUGUUUUAAACUUAAAAAACCGAGUGUACCGGUAAAUUAGAUUGUCAAAAGUAAGCACAAACUAAUCCAUAUAACUUAC
Theobroma cacao (cacao) is the source of this 775-nucleotide messenger RNA. The record is from RefSeq and is a predicted model, not a curated record. NCBI's taxonomy places the organism in Eukaryota, Viridiplantae, Streptophyta, Magnoliopsida, Malvales, Malvaceae.